AUGUUUUCUCUCCUCUGUGAGAGCUUUCUCUCCGCCGUGAGAGCCCUCCUCUGUGAGCGUAUUUCUCUUCUUGGUCAAGCUCUUGGGCUUGGAUCUACUGGGUGGAGGGCAACUGAGUCUCUGGAAGCAGGAAGGCUGGGCGAGUGGGGCAGCGGUGUUUACAGAGUGAUGGCGACUAGUGGGGUGGAUGAACUGGUGGUUCAACUGAACCAAACACUGGAGUUAUCAACUAUGGAGCAGGGAGUUAAAUUGGUUGGGAAAGUCUUUACGCAGAAACCAGUGAACAAAUGGGGAGUCAGGAAUAUUCUUAGAGCGGCUUGGAAAGAGUUGGGUGAGGUGGAAAUAAAAUGGGUAAGGGAGAAUGUCUUUAUUAUUUCGGUCAAAGAUGAAAAUGUGGCUUCAAAGAUCAUUGAGCAGGUCCCCUGGGCAGUGAUGAAGAAGGUGUUCUCGAUCGUGAAAUGGCCUCCGGAGCUCGCAUUAGAGGAGCUGGAGUUGAAUGCUGUUCCAUUUUGGACUCAAAUAAGGGGAAUUCCACUGGGCUUAGCCUCUGUUGAGAACGUUCAGCGUGUAAUCAAAGAGGCUGGGGAAUUUAUAGCCAUGGAGGAUCCCGGACACGCUCGUGGAUUUGUACGAGUAAGAAUCUUAGUUGAUACGGAGAAGCCAUUAUUUAAGGGAUGCUGGAUUCGAAGGGAGUCAAAUAAGGAAACCUGGGUGAAAUUUCGGUAUGAACGGCUUCAAGAUUUCUGCUACAAGUGUGGACGGAUUGGGCAUAUAAAUACAGAAUGCUCCGCUGAGAUGUCUGGAGAAGGGGAGGUGGCGUAUGGCGAGUGGAUUAAGGCGCCGCCGAUAAGAGAGGUGGUGAUACCAACGAGAGUGGAGUGUGUGGGCAGGGGGGAACGCCGGCAGGCCAGGGCGGUGCGCGGACCGGGCUUCACGUCUGCACAGAAUCAAGGUAGAUUACGGAUGUCAAACUUACAAAGAAUGGAGCGUAAUCAAACCAUUGAGAUUGGGGGAGCAUCUAAGAGUCGUGGCACAGGGGGCAAUGACACUCUGUCCGCCCAGGGUGAUGACCCACUCUGGGGCAGCAAAAGAAGUGGGGAAGCACAAGAUUUGGUGCUAACUCAAGCUCCACAGAAGAAACUCAAGGGCCCGGUUACGGAGGAGAACUUCCAAGGUAGGGCGGCAGAGAUAGGAAGGAGGUUAAACAGCAAGGAUGGAGGGCUAACGAUGGAAAGCGCGAACCGUACGGCGGAGGAGAAUAAGGAAGAAAUAAGUGAGAAUACUGGAAGACGGGAUGUAAUGGAAGGGGGGUCGGACUUUGAUAAAGGUAGGAUGGUGACACGGAAGGCGGGCAAGUGGGCUCGGGGCGGUGGCGGCUGGCCUUCAACAGCCGCAGGCCAGCCAUGA
Molecule: messenger RNA, 1407 nt
Organism: Pyrus x bretschneideri (Chinese white pear)
Lineage: Eukaryota; Viridiplantae; Streptophyta; Magnoliopsida; Rosales; Rosaceae
Exons: 4
Coding region: 1-1407 (468 amino acids)
Molecular function (GO): nucleic acid binding; zinc ion binding
Source: RefSeq, a predicted model, not a curated record